GGGUCGGAGGUUGCCAAGGCCGGUGUGUCUCCAUGACAACACUAGUAGAGGAACGUGUCUGUGUACAGCACUACAGAGCGAAAAGAAAAGGAUGGCAGAAACCGGUGAUGGUAAAAAAGAGGAUGCCGACUACAAAAGACUGCAAAGCUUUCCGCUCAUCAGGCACACGGAUAUGCCAGAGGAGAUGCGCGUGGAGACUAUGGAGCUUUGCGUCACAGCCUGCGAGAAAUUUGCCUCCAACAAUGAGAGCGCUGCCAAGAUGAUCAAGGAGUCCAUGGAUAAGAAGUUUGGCAGUUCGUGGCAUGUGGUGAUCGGUGAGGGGUUUGGGUUCGAGGUGAGCCACGAAGUCAGGAACCUGCUCUACAUGUUCUUUGGGGGAAGUCUGGCCGUGUGCGUUUGGAAAUGCUCCUGAUGUCGCUUCCUGCCCACACAAUUGCCACUGUGAGAUAUUUAUACUCACGGAUCUGUCCUAACUAUGCAGCCCUAUUUGACUUGAGACGUGUGUGUAUGUAUGUGUGUGUGUGUGCAAAUGUGCGAAAUUGGAGGGGGAAAAAGAAUACAGAUUCUUGUGCACUUCUCCAGAUCACUCUUUUUCUCUCUUACGUUUUAAUGUAUAGGCUUCAAAUUUUAAGCCAUAAACAGAUUUUAAGAAAUUUGAUUAACUUUUUUAAACAUUUUUAUUGAACCUACAGAGUUUAUUGCAACUGACUGCAGGACCUAAUUAUGAAAAUGUUUUAGUCUUGUCCUCUUCCUGUGCUGUUUACUUUGUUAAAACAUAUUAGUCUUAUUGUGUGCAAUUCAUUAUAGCACAUUAUUCCAAAGAAAACUUUUGCCUUUGUAAUCUUUCAUCAAACAUAUUAACUUGUCCCUACUCUUAAGUGAUUGAAUAAUUUUUAAUCCAUCUUAUUUUCAAAUCCCUUCCCAUCAAGCAUCCAUCAGCAUUCUUUAUAAAUAAACAAUGAGUGAAUGAAUUCUGGUAUGCAGCAUCCACUUUACUGGCCAAUCAGUUACAAGUGGAUAAAAAUAGAGUCCUACCUUUUUUUUUUUUUUUUUUUUUUUUUUUUUUUAAUUGAAUGUUAUUUUU
Messenger RNA from Labeo rohita (rohu), 1084 nucleotides. It is a transcript of the gene dnal4a, whose product is annotated as dynein, axonemal, light chain 4a. The record is from RefSeq and is a predicted model, not a curated record. The coding region runs from base 92 to 412 and encodes 106 amino acids. Gene Ontology annotation, molecular function: dynein light intermediate chain binding; dynein intermediate chain binding. NCBI's taxonomy places the organism in Eukaryota, Metazoa, Chordata, Actinopteri, Cypriniformes, Cyprinidae. The transcript is spliced from 4 exons. Gene Ontology annotation, biological process: microtubule-based process. Gene Ontology annotation, cellular component: dynein complex.